Messenger RNA from Antrostomus carolinensis (chuck-will's-widow), 2931 nucleotides. Its product is annotated as serine/threonine-protein phosphatase 4 regulatory subunit 1. Bases 30 to 2810 code for a protein of 926 amino acids. Gene Ontology annotation, biological process: protein dephosphorylation. Gene Ontology annotation, molecular function: protein phosphatase regulator activity. The transcript has 18 exons. Gene Ontology annotation, cellular component: cytoplasm. The record is from RefSeq and is a predicted model, not a curated record. Lineage: Eukaryota; Metazoa; Chordata; Aves; Caprimulgiformes; Caprimulgidae.
UUGAAGAUUAUGGACCUGACUGUGAUAGCAUGAGGAUAACAGCAUUCUUGGAUAUUCCUGGACAGGAUAAUUUAUCUCCACUGGCACGUCUAGAAAAAUAUGCCUUCAGUGAUAACAUAUUUAACAGGCAAAUUAUUGCCAGAGGUCUUUUGGAUGUCUUUCGAGAUUUCAGUAAUAAUGAAGAAGACUUCCUGACUGUAAUGGAAAUAGUAGUCAGACUCUCUGAAGAUGCAGAACCAACUGUACGUACAGAGCUGAUGGAACAAAUACCUCCUAUUGCCAUUUUUCUACAAGAAAGUCGACCAAGAUUCCCAACAGCGUUUUUUGAGUACUUGAUGCCCAUAGUAGUGAGAUACCUCACAGAUGUUAACAAUCAGGUUAGAAAGGCAGGUCAAGAAGCACUGCUUAUACUGCUAGAACAAGAUCUUGUUGCUCAGAGUGACAUUGAAAAUAAGGUGUGUCCAAUUCUGUUGGACCUCUCUGCUCCUGACAGUGAUGAUGAGUACAAGGUGGAAGCUGUGAAUAUAAUCUGUAAAAUGGCUUCUAUGUUGAGCAGAACAACAGUUGAGCACAUGCUGCUUCCUCGUUUCUGUGAACUGUGCAGUGAUGGGAAAUUGUUUCAAGUCCGAAAGAUUUGUGCAGCUAAUUUUGGUGACAUUUGUAAUGCAGUUGGGCAAGAAGCCACAGAAAGACUGCUGAUUCCCAAGUUCUUUGAACUCUGUUCUGAUAGUGUUUGGGGAAUGAGAAAAGCUUGUGCUGAAUGCUUUAUGGCAGUGUCUUACACCACAUCCCCAGAAGUUCGUAGAAGCAAAUUAUCCCCACUGUUUAUCAGUCUUAUUAGUGACACUUGCAGAUGGGUUCGUCAGGCUGCUUUUCAGUCUCUUGGCCCAUUUAUCUCUACCUUUGCAAACCCUUCAAGUGCUGGUCUUUACAUUCGAGAAGAUGGGACACUGAGUAUCCGACCAUCAAUGCAAGAUGUGAAUUCCAGUUCCUGUCAGCCAAGCAACAAUAUAACUCUAAAGUCCUCCAGUACAAAUGCUACGUUGUCCAGUUCAGAACAACCAAUGGAAAUCAAACCAGAAUCAUCAACUGAAGAGACUUCAGCUGAAGUUAAUACAAAGCUCUCAGUUGAGAACCUAAAUAAAGAUACACGGGAAGAAAGUUCAGAUUGUUGUACCAAUCCCGGAGAAGAUGUGUCUCGAUUGCCUCAGGGUGACAAAGUUGCUGCUGGUGUCACAGAAGUCACUAAGGACAGCAGUUUUCCUGGAACAAACUCAAGGCUGCAGUCUACUGAGGACGUGUUUAGUACUUUUCUAUACUGGCGCCCUCCUCUGCCUGAUAUAAGUCAGGAUCUGGAGUUGCUUCAGUUCAAGACUGAAAAGCACAAAGAUAGCUCCUCUAUACCAUGUAGUAACUGUGUUGCUAGUACUGAAAUAAAAAAAGUUCUAGAAACCUUACAGGAACACAUAGAUGAUCCAGACGUUCAAGCUCAGGUCCAAGUGUUGUCUGCUGCUCUCAGAGCUGCUCAGUUUGAUUCUGUUGGUGACUGUGAGACCAAAAAAAUGGAAGAAAGCAAACUUCAGAACAAAACUAUUUCAGAUGAAGCACCUGUUUCAGAUACUACCUGUGACCAAGUAGAGGAGGACACUCUGUCAUCCCCUGCCUCCCAGAAUAACAUCAGUGACCAGUCUACCACCAGUAUACUGAAAAGCACAGACUCGGAGGAACAACACAGAGGAACCAGUGUAUUUUUAAAGAAAGAGGAAGAAAAUAAUCCACCAUUUGAAGAUGACAAGUCAAAAUUACAGGAUAUCAUACCUCAACCUUUAUUAGACCAGUACUUGUCAAUGACUGACCCAGCUCGAGCCCAGACUGUUGAUACUGAAAUAGCCAAACACUGUGCGUAUAGCCUUCCUGGGGUGGCUUUAACACUGGGCAGACAGAAUUGGCACUGCCUCAAAGACACAUAUGAGACGCUGGCCUCAGAUGUACAGUGGAAGGUACGUCGGACACUAGCUUUCUCCAUACAUGAACUAGCAGUUAUUCUGGGGGAUCAGCUAACAGCUGCUGAUCUGGUGCCAAUUUUCAAUGGAUUCUUGAAAGAUCUGGAUGAAGUGCGUAUUGGUGUCCUUAAACAUCUGUAUGACUUUCUAAAGUUACUUCAUGCAGACAAAAGGCGAGAGUAUCUUUACCAACUUCAAGAAUUUGUGGUGACUGAUAACAGCAGGAACUGGAGGUUUCGUUACGAGCUGGCAGAGCAGCUGAUCCUGAUAUUGGAACUCUAUAAUCCCAAUGAUGUCUAUGACUACCUAAGACAUAUUGCACUAACUCUCUGCUCCGAUAAAGUUUCAGAAGUUCGGUGGAUCUCCUUCAAACUGGUUGUAGCAAUACUACAGAAGUUCUACGCAAACAAUGCAAAUGCACUGGGAUUAAAUUUCAUUAAUGAACUUGUAGUGCGGUUUCGACACAGCUCCAAGUGGGUUGGAAGACAAGCUUUUGCCUUCAUUUGUCAGGCUGUAGUAGAAGAAGAAUGUAUGCCUGUCGACCAGUUUGUUGAACACUUACUCCCCAGUCUUUUAAGUCUUGCUUCAGAUCCUGUGCCAAAUGUAAGGGUGCUGCUCGCCAAGGCUCUAAGGCAGACGCUGUUGGAGAAAGCUUACUUUAAAAGUGUUGGCAAUCCUCAUCUAGAAGCUGCAGAAGAGACCAUUCUAGCCCUGCAAUCUGACAGAGAUCAAGAUGUGUCCUUCUUUGCCACCAUAAAACUAAACCAGGGUAACGUGGACAAUACUACCAUUGAAAAACAUAACUAAUAUGUUGUUCUGCAGUAAACACUGAGCAUCAGAAUGGUUAUUCACUUUAUGGUUGCGGUUAGUAUGAAUAAUGUGGACAAAUAAGAAGGUUUUUGUUACCUACUUGAGCUGGAAAGGGUCU